GCCACGUGACACGGCAAGGAAAGAUUCAUAAGCGUCAAAUCUGCAACCGAGUGUUUUUAUACUAAAACAAUUUAAUCUGUAAUACAUUGCGUUUGCAUUUUUAGACUUUAUCACUGCAAUAACUCGAUGAAUGUUUAUUGCACGUUAAUAAUAAUAAGUUACCGCAAGAAGCUCUGGAUUUGACUUGUGGGUCUGCAACCAUAUUUUCCUCAUAUCAUGACUACUGAGACGCCUAAUAUUAGUAAAAAGGUUUUGCAGUAUGAAACAUUUAUUAACGACGUUUUGAGAAAAGAUUUGCAGAAAGUGUUAGAUCAAAGAGAUGGUGUGUAUGAAAAAAUAUCAGAAUAUCUCCAGCUGAAGAAUACAAUUAAAAGCCUUCAGGAAGCUGACAGCAAAGAACUCAAAACAGAUGUUGACCUUGGAUGCAAUUUCUAUGUACAGGCUCAUGUACCUGAUUCAUCGAAAAUAUUUGUGGCGGUUGGAUAUGGAUUCUUCGUCGAGUUCACACACGCUGAGGCUUUGAAAUUCAUAGAAAAGAAGACAGAUCAGCUUACAGCGUAUACUGAGGUUCUUACCAAAGACGCAGCAAAGAUAAAGGCCAAUAUUCGCAUGGUUCUGGAGGGACUGAGAGAAUUGCAAGGUCUGAAGGAUCUUCCAGAGACCAGUCAGAGAGAAGUGUUUUAGUAUAUUACUAAUAACAGUUGCUUCUUUUUUGCACACAUGGCUGUAAUGUUUGUUUCAAACUAUAGAAACAAUCAAGUUUGUAGAGACUUUGCAUUUUAACAGGUUGUACUGUUGUGUUGAGAAAUUAAGUGAAUAAAAUUGCAGUUUUAUUUCAGAA
Messenger RNA from Misgurnus anguillicaudatus (oriental weatherfish), 841 nucleotides. It is a transcript of the gene uxt, whose product is annotated as ubiquitously-expressed, prefoldin-like chaperone. Gene Ontology annotation, molecular function: transcription corepressor activity. Gene Ontology annotation, biological process: negative regulation of transcription by RNA polymerase II; positive regulation of transcription by RNA polymerase II. Lineage: Eukaryota; Metazoa; Chordata; Actinopteri; Cypriniformes; Cobitidae. The record is from RefSeq and is a predicted model, not a curated record. Gene Ontology annotation, cellular component: mediator complex.